CUCACAGGAGAUGCUAGCAAGCCGGGUGUUAACAGGCCGUUUCCAGGCCCUCCUGAUCCCAAAGGAGAGAGAGGUUCUGCUGGAAGUCCUGGGUUGAAAGGGCCUCAAGGACCCAAAGGCGAAAAGGGAAAGGAAGGAGCUGGGAAGUCUGGAGUGAAAUAUGUUCGUUGGGGAAGGACUACCUGUCCAGGAGGUGUUGAGGCAGUUUAGAAACGUACGUCAUCACAGACACCGGUUAACUGAGACUGCAUUCUAGCUACUACUAAAAGGUUUUAGAAGCUAGUGUAAUAAAGUAGAGUUAAGCCUCCGACGUACAGGCAAAUUCAUACCCCCACCGUGGUACAGAGGGGCGGGGUGUGGAUGGAACCCCUCCUCAGAGUUUUUGAUAUGUUGCAGUCUUUCAAAACGAUUUUACCUGUAGUGGAAAGCCUUUGAUCUUCUUAACAAGAUGAGGUAUAUUUUAUGGGUGGUGGUGCUGCUAGAGGCCUGUGACGUCACCAGCAAUGGUCGUCAUCUUGGAUUUAAACAGGUUAAAACUGCGAGAAAUGGUAGAAAUGGUAGAAAUGGUCGUCAUCUUGGGUUUUACCAAGAAUUAGAAAUCAGGUUAAGACUGCGAGAAAUGGUAACUUUUUGAGCGUUACAUGAAAAUAACACAUAAAUAAGCAUUUUGCUUGAUUUUAGCCAAAAGAUUUACUUUUAUUGUUGAAAAAAGUUGAAAAAACAUGUAUUUUCGCCCAAAAAUGGCUUGAGCACUGCUACUUAUGACGUCAUAUCUCGUAACCAUAGCAAUUGACCAUCACUAUAAACCUGUCUCAAAAUGUGCGCGAGGGAUGAACAAACAGCUACUAAAAACAUCAGGUGCUGAUGUUUUAUCCUCUAGGAAAAACUCGGAAAAACCUUAGAGGGUGGCAUCCACCCCCCCACCCCUUGUACGUCCGAGGGUUAAGUUAUUGUUAACUUCAAAAUUUUUUCCAUUUAUUAUCUUUUUCACAAGGGUAGUAUAAAGGCCUUCACUGUUUUAAGUUUGCAGAAACAGCCUCCACUUCAAAUACUUGGCAAACGGAGAAUUUUUUUGACAUCUCGAACAUUCAUUUCUUUAUCAAAUACUUGGCAAACGGAGAAUUUUUUUGACAUCUCCAACAUUCAUUUCUUUAUUUACAGUUGCUGAAUCAUUUUGAGUCAUUGCAAAGAAGAACGGAUGAGAAGAGUUUCAGUAAUUACCUUUUAUUGCAGAGAUUUAUAAGCGCUACAGUUCGAGUGCUGUAAAUCCAGUUUGUCGUAACGAUAUUUUGCUCUGUUGUGCUGUCAGUUACUAAGAAAGUGAAAUUUGUUGUGACUACACUUUAUAGCGGAGUAAUGUACCUUUUUAAGCUUGUAGGUUUUCAUCCUCAGGUUUAAUGGGAGGUGAAUAUUACAAUCACCAAUGCAAGGCGGUGUAGUAAACUACCUUUGUCUUCCACACAAUCCAAGUACGACAGGUAUAACGAUGGCGAUCAGUACUCAGGAUAUGCUGAAUAUGGGGUCAGCUCCUACAGCAGCUAUCCUUUCAGACGAAAUCUUCAUAAUCACGAGGUGCCUUGCGUUGUCUGCUUUGUCAAGUCACGUAGCUCAAUGUUGAUGAUGCCCGCACGGAAUGACUGUCCAUCUGGAUGGACCGAGGAGUAUCAUGGGUACCUGAUGACCUCAUAUUACAACCUCCGGAACCAAAAAGACUUCGUCUGUGUUGACAAAGACCCAGAGUAUGUCCCGGGGACUAAUGGGAACAAGGAUGGUGCCUUGUUAUACUUUGUGGAAGGGGGCUGUGGCUCACUUCCAUGCACUCCAUAUGUUCUGCAUCGAGAGCUGACAUGUGCUGUUUGCACCAAGUAA
Messenger RNA from Porites lobata, 1869 nucleotides. The record is from the annotation of a GenBank genome assembly. NCBI's taxonomy places the organism in Eukaryota, Metazoa, Cnidaria, Anthozoa, Scleractinia, Poritidae.